ACUAAAGUUGCUUCGAUACCAAGGAGCACAGCAUAAUACCCGAGUGACUGCAAUGACUUACUGUAUAGUCUACAGUAGCUUUCAUCUCAACAGAGCCUGGAACGACACUAUCCAUGAAAAUGCUCCAGCAUCUGCCAACAGAGGUGGUAGCGUCGGUAGUCUUGCAACUAAGCGACAAGCGGGAUCUAAAGAGCUUAUGCGAAGUCUCGAAAUACUUCUACGAUUUGACAGCGCCAUUUUUAUAUGGCGUGCAUGAAGUGGUGGUCCAAACCUCGGAGCAAGGUGUGAAUCAGGCGCAGGCUGACCCGGUCCUCGUGGUAUGCGAGCGACCGCUGAAGCUCUUGGAGCGUGUGACGAAGUUGCGCGUGGCUGCUGCCGUUUCUAGGAAAAGACGUACCUAUAACAGGCACGAAGAGUCAGACGAGCAAAACGAAGCUGCGCUCGAGAGGCUCGAUGAUGAGAUAGCUUCUAUUGCGCGGCACUUCAAGGACGAAAAACUUCGUCAUUUCACGUGGGAUGCAGGGAGUCAUGUCCCGGCUCUUCUCCUCGGACAAGACGGUUAUCUGCCCAACCACCAAAAACGCAUCGAAUAUCUUGGACUUGUGACGACUAGUAACGAGCAUCCGCCCCCAAGGCGCGCAUUCCUAGCUUUGAACGAGUUUAAAUUUUUGAAAGCCAUUUCUUGGAUCGGAUUCGGCUCGGCAAAUGACUUCAAGGUGCUUGACUCGGCGCUGAGGUUAAAUGCCCACCAUCUCAACAGCUUGGAACUCGACUUAAAUUGGAUCGCUCAUAGCGGCUGGGGUGCAGAUGCGGAUUCAGCCUGGUUCAAGUCUGCAUGGCGGACUUUAACCCUUGCUAGUGAGGCCAACUUUCCGCGGCUGGCACACCUGUCCUUGUCGCGACUUGACCUGACGCACUGGGAUCUAUACCAACCCAAGGGACGCAAUCGGUACGGCCUCGAUGGAAGGUGGCCGCGUACACUCGAUCAAUUACCUCUCGAGUCGUUGGUGCUCAGACAAUGCCAGGGCUUGACAUCAUUUUUGGCCGCGUUGGUAUUAUCGUCUUGUCUAUCUGGCCUUCGCUCGCUGGAAAUUGUUGAACCACCAGCCUGGGGGCAUUAUGAUUACGAGGAUUGUGACUUGGUCGAGUACUGUCUCGAAGAACUGCAUGGGCUUGAAAAUCUCUAUCUCUCCAUCCCGGAUUCUUCGUCUGUCAGUUGGAUAUGGGAAACUGCAUCACGUAUGUCCGGCCUUCGACGCUUCAUCUUUCAUGCAAGAGGCGUACACGACGAUGAGGUCAGGGACACGAGUGACAUGGCAUUUCCACAAGACCUGAGCCGAUAUGAUCUUGAGUGCUACUGCUACCCAGACACCGAUGCUCCAUUAUUCGAUGAAGAGUGCCCGAAUUACAUUGGUAGACUGGAGCUCGAAUGCAUAGGCGUAUCGUGCCACACCCGACAUCUGAAAAUCGUCGUAGAGCCGUUUUGUCAAAAGAACUGCCUGAAGAUAUUACACGUUCGACAGUCAGGGCGGGAUAUUGAGGAGUUCGGCUCUUGGGUCCUCGAGAAAAUGCAGUCGACAGAGGAAGAUGCGGGCUCAAUCGCUCCAAACGCACUCGGCUGCGUCUCUCAGUCACCGGUCACGAACGGUCGCGGUAGCGGCUCGACAUGCUUGAGCGAUGACUUCCAUGGUUUUGCAGACUGGGCGUUUGGCGCUAGUGGGAUUCCUUCUCUCCGCAUUCUAGCGUACGGAGACUUCUCAUGUUCUGGACGGUUCGAAGCUCACUCCUUUUUCUUGUGUCGGGCACGUCUGGAGGAUAGCGAAGUUCGCUAUCGUUUUUACGAUCCGAAAUUAGAGCGGGAUCCAGAGCUCGAGGAUCUUCUGAGCCAACACGACGGGUUUCUCCAGGCGUGUCCAACAAGCCACCCCUAGGGUUUGUGAUGAUGACCAAGUCAAAGAGAGCUCUGCCGGGCCAUUAGCGAACCUCUGGAUUGAGACGGUUAAAAAGUGAUGUGCAGAUAACAAGUGGCAGGAGCAGUCUGACGCUAUGGAUUUCGGGCAAGCGGCGACUCUGGCCACCUGACGACCCUCCUCACGGUAACUGCACCAUAAUCUUCUGAUGCGCAGAGGCUAACUUGGGCAGCAUCCGUGUGGCAGCAUCCUUGGAGGACAGGUAAUGUG
This is a messenger RNA of Ilyonectria robusta, 2180 nucleotides long. RefSeq lists its product as uncharacterized. The coding region runs from base 114 to 1931 and encodes 605 amino acids. The record is from RefSeq and is a predicted model, not a curated record. NCBI's taxonomy places the organism in Eukaryota, Fungi, Ascomycota, Sordariomycetes, Hypocreales, Nectriaceae. The transcript is spliced from 4 exons.